UGCCGAGCAGCCAGUAGCGGAGGGCCACGAGCCCCAGGGGACAGGCACCACCCGCCCUGGGGCCCUUAUCUGGGUCCUUUCCCCCAGGCACCUGCUUUGGCAACGGUGGUACCAUGUGGGGCUGUGGGGCCCGGCUGGUUUGGCUGAUGUUGUUGCUGGCCUUCCUGGGCCCGGCACUGGGGGGUGAGGAGGAAGAUGGGGAGGUGGUGGCAGAGGAGAAGGAUAACAUGCUCUCGGAUGAGCUUAGGGAGGAGGAUGGCGUCCUGCUGCUCCACGAACACAACUUUGCUCGUGCCUUGAGCGAGCACCGGCUGCUGCUGGUGGAAUUCUAUGCACCGUGGUGUGGGCAUUGCCAGCGGUUGGCCCCCGCCUUUGCCCAGGCAGCUGCCAUGCUGAGGAACGCGUCCAUCCCAGCGUGGCUGGGCAAGGUGGAUGCCACAGUGCAGGUAGCCCUGGCCAAUGAGUUCGGCAUCACCUCCUACCCCACGCUCAAGCUAUUCCGCAGUGGCAACCGCACCCACCCCGUCGCCUACACCGGCCACAUGGACGCCGAAGGCAUCGUGCGCUGGAUGCAGCGUCGGGCCAGCCCCAGCGCCACACUGCUGCAGGAUGCUGACACUGCCACCGCCUUCAUCAGCUCCCAGGACUUGGUGGUCAUUGGCUUCUUCAAGGACCUGGGGAGCGAGGCGGCCCAGGCAUUUUAUGAGGUGGCCCAGGAGCUGGUGGAUGUGCCAUUUGGUGUGGCUGAAGCAGACGAGCUGUUCCAGGCAUACGGGCUGUCGGCUGACACCAUCUGCCUCUUCAAGAAGCCCCUGCCCCAGCAGUUUGACGAGGGACGGACAGACUUCCCUGUGGACCCAGCGCAGGGGCUGGAUGUGGCUGAGCUCACCCAGCUGCUCCGUGUCCACAGCCUGGAGCUGGUGAUGGAGUUCACCAAUGAGACCUCCAAUCAGAUCUUCGGUGCCAAGAUCCCCCACCACAUGCUGCUCUUCCUCAACAAGUCAUCAUCAGCACAGCUGCCACUGCAGGAUGGCUUCCAGGCAGCUGCCAGUGCCUUCCGGGGCAAGGUGCUCUUUGUGGUAGUGGAUGUGGCUGGGUAUGGUGCCGAAGUCCUGCCCUUCUUCGGCCUGACGCCCACUGAUGCCCCCACCCUGCGCCUUGUCAAGAUGGAGAACAACCACAAGUACCGGAUGGACCAGGACGCCUUCUCAGACAUGGCCAUACGCACCUUCAUCCAAGCAGUGCUGGACGGCAAGGUGAAGCCCCACCUGCUGAGCGCUGAGCCCCCCAAGGACUGGGAUGCGCGGCCUGUUAAAGUCCUGGUGGGGAAGACCUUCGAGCAGGUGGCAUUUGAUGAGACCAAGAACGUCUUUGUCAAGUUCUAUGCGCCGUGGUGCUCCCACUGCCAGGCGAUGGCAGCUGCCUGGGAGGAGCUGGGUGAGCGCUACAGGGACCACAAGGACAUUGUCAUCGCUGAACUGGAUGCCACAGCCAAUGAGCUGGAGAAUAUCAUCAUCAAUGGCUUCCCCACCCUGCACUACUUCCCCGCAGGCCCAGGCAGAAAGAUGGUUGAGUACAAGAGCGUCCGAGAUGUGGAGACCUUCUCCAAGUUCCUGGAAAAUGGGGGGACACUGCCUGAGGAGCCACCUGCGGUGCCCAAGCCACCUGAGAAUGAGAACAGCACAGGCAAGGAGGAGCCGAGUCCACUUGGGACGGCCGAAACCCGGGAUGAGCUGUGAGCCCUGUCCUGCUCAGGCUCGUGCUAUAAACAUCCUGGAAACAAUGUGGGCUCUGCUCUGUG
Molecule: messenger RNA, 1801 nt
Organism: Phalacrocorax carbo (great cormorant)
Lineage: Eukaryota; Metazoa; Chordata; Aves; Suliformes; Phalacrocoracidae
Source: RefSeq, a predicted model, not a curated record